Pistacia vera is the source of this 822-nucleotide messenger RNA. RefSeq names its product probable chalcone--flavonone isomerase 3. Bases 161 to 787 code for a protein of 208 amino acids. Gene Ontology annotation, molecular function: intramolecular lyase activity. The transcript is spliced from 5 exons. Lineage: Eukaryota; Viridiplantae; Streptophyta; Magnoliopsida; Sapindales; Anacardiaceae. The record is from RefSeq and is a predicted model, not a curated record.
ACGAUCCCCAACUACCACCUUAAAAAAUGAUAAAAAGAUGAGAUUGUUAGAUGGCAUAGCAUCACAAAGGCUUUAAUAUCAGCUACACCUUUAAUUUUACUUCGAAAAUUUUUGCAUCAUCCCAGAUCUAUUCCACAAAGAAUUCCCCAGAAAAUUGAUCAUGACUACCGAAGUAGUAAAGGUGGAUGAAAUCCCUUUUCCUUCUCAGAUCACAAAGGCUAAGCCAUUAAAUCUUCUUGGUCAUGGAAUCACAGAUAUUGAGAUACACUUUUUGCAAAUUAAGUUCACAGCAAUCGGUGUUUACCUUGACCCUGAGGUUUUGAGUCACUUGCAACAAUGGAAGGGGAAAGCUGGAAGUUCUCUAGCUGAAGAUGAUGACUUUUUUGAGGCCCUUGUUUCUGCUCCUGUGGAGAAAUUAUUGAGAGUUGUAGUGAUCAAGGAGAUUAAAGGGUCACAAUAUGGAGUGCAACUGGAGAGUGCUGUGAGGGACAGAUUGGUAGAUGAUGACAAAUAUGAAGAUGAGGAAGAAGCAGCCUUGGAGAAAAUUGUUGAAUUCUUCCAAUCUAAAUAUUUCAAGAAAGAUACCGUCAUCACAUUCCAUUUCCCUGCGACUGCUCCCACAGCUGAGAUUGCUUUUGAAAGUGAAGGCAAAGAGUCAAAAAUCACAGUGGAGAAUGCAAACGUGGUUAAGAUGAUCAAGAAAUGGUACUUGGGUGGAUCAAGGGGAGUGUCUGCUACAACCAUAUCCUGCCUGGCUAAUAACCUCUCGGCUGAGCUAUCAAAAUGAAGAAGCUAAAUGGUUUCUGAUAAUAAACAGAGCUU